Symbiodinium pilosum is the source of this 187-nucleotide messenger RNA. The record is from the annotation of a GenBank genome assembly. NCBI's taxonomy places the organism in Eukaryota, Dinophyceae, Suessiales, Symbiodiniaceae.
GGGCAAAGGCGUCCGUUGCCUUUGCGGCGGUGUCGGCAUUGGCUUUGGUGCAGGUCUGGGUUGGGCGCAAGGCGAUAUGCACCUCAGGCACCCAAAUCUGGUGCCGAUGCCGAGCCUUGACAAUGAGCUUCGACGGCUGCAGACCCUGAAGGCUUCCGUGGCAGAGCGCCUUGGGAUCAGGCUCUGA